Messenger RNA from Nestor notabilis (Kea), 1697 nucleotides. RefSeq names its product calpain 5 (gene CAPN5). Bases 1 to 1641 code for a protein of 546 amino acids. Gene Ontology annotation, molecular function: calcium-dependent cysteine-type endopeptidase activity. NCBI's taxonomy places the organism in Eukaryota, Metazoa, Chordata, Aves, Psittaciformes, Psittacidae. The record is from RefSeq and is a predicted model, not a curated record. The transcript has 11 exons. Gene Ontology annotation, biological process: proteolysis. Gene Ontology annotation, cellular component: cytoplasm.
AUGUUCAAGGUCAUCCCAGACUGGAAGGAGCAGGAGUGGAAUUCUGAGAAACCCGAGAACUAUGUGGGGAUCUUCCACUUCCAGUUCUGGCGUUUCGGCCAGUGGCUGGACGUGGUGAUCGAUGACCGCCUGCCCACACUCCACAACCAACUCAUCUACUGCCACUCCAACUCCAAGAACGAGUUCUGGUGCGCCUUGGUGGAGAAGGCUUAUGCCAAGCUGUCAGGCUGUUAUGAGGCCCUGGAUGGAGGCAACACAGCUGAUGCCCUGGUAGACUUCACUGGUGGGGUCUCUGAACCUAUUGACCUAACAGAAGGGGACUACAUUGCUGAUGAAGCCAAGCGAAACCUCCUCUUUGAGCGUGUGUUGAAGGUGCACAACCGAGGAGGCCUCAUUAGCUGCUCCAUCAAAGCCACCUCAGCAGCAGACAUGGAGGCCCGCCUGGCCUGUGGGCUGGUGAAGGGCCACGCGUACGCGGUGACGGACGUGCGGAAGGUCCGCCUGGGCCAUGGCCUCCUGUCCUUCUUCAAGUCGGAGAAGCUGGACAUGAUCCGCAUGCGCAACCCGUGGGGCGAGCGGGAGUGGAACGGACCUUGGAGUGACACCUCUGAGGAGUGGCAGAAAGUGAGUAAAAGUGAAAGAGAGAAGAUGGGGAUGACGGUGGAAGACGAUGGAGAGUUCUGGAUGACCUUUGAAGAUUUCUGCAAAUACUUCACGGACAUCAUCAAGUGCCGUCUCAUCAACACGUCCUACCUGAGCAUCCACAAGACCUGGGAGGAGGCAGUGCUACACGGGGCAUGGACCAGAAACAGUGACCCCUUGAAGAACCGCUGUGGAGGCUGUAUCAACCACAAGGACACCUUUUUGCAGAACCCCCAGUACAUAUUUGAUGUAAAGAAGGCAGAAGAUGAAGUGCUGAUCUCCAUCCAGCAGAAGCCAAAAAGGACGAGUCGCAAAGAGGGCAAAGGAGAAAACUUGGCCAUAGGCUUUGAUAUCCAUAAGGUGGAGCUGAACAGGAACUACCGGAUGCACACCCUGCAGCAGAAGGUGGCCAGCUCCAUUUACAUCAACUCCCGCAGUGUCUUCCUGAGGACAGACCUGAAGGAAGGCCGCUAUGUCAUCAUCCCCACCACUUUUGACCCUGGUCAUGUAGGCGAGUUCCUUCUCAGGAUAUUCACAGAUGUGCCUUCAGAUUGCAGAGAGCUGACACUGGAUGAGCCACCACAUACCUGCUGGAGUGGGAUGUGUGGUUACCCACAAGUGGUAUCCCAGAUCCAUGUUCUCGCUGCAGCCGGGCUCAAGAAUCAGGACUCCCAGGGAGGAGCUGACCCUUAUGUGAUCAUUAAGUGUGAAGGGCAGAAAGUUCGCUCUCCAGUGAAGAAGAACACGGUGUCUCCAGAGUUUGAUGUGAAAGGGCUCUUCUACCGCAAGAAGCCAGGACAACCCAUCAUUGUUCAGAUCUGGAACCACAACUUAAUAAGUGACGAGUUCUUGGGCCAAGUGGUGCUCACGGGGGACCCAAGUGACCGGCAGGCAGUGCACACACUGCACCUCCAGGACAAGGGGAACAAGAGAUCAAAUGAUCUUCCUGGAACCAUCGCUGUGAGGCUGCUCAGCAGUAACAUCCUCACCAAUGUCUGAGUACUCAAGGACUCUUCUUCUGGUGCCACAUAUGUGUAUAUAAACCUGCACACAUA